AUGGGUUGUAAUACAUCAACAAUUGCAGGUCCAGAAACCAAACAGAAUGAGGAGGUCGAAUCAUAUUUGAGACAAGCAAAUAAGGAGGCGAUGCUCGAUUUCAGAAUUCUAUUGUUGGGUGCUGGUGAAUCUGGAAAGUCAACAGUAGUGAAGCAAUUGAAAUCCAUUUAUAAAUUACCGGUAGACGAUGCCGAAUUACAGAGUUAUGCAGCCAACAUUCACAAAAAUACCGUGUUGUGUAUGCAAGUCUUAUUGGAAGCCGGUGAAACUUUAAAUAUUGAAUUAUCAAAUCCUGAAACAAAGAGAAGAGCAAAUAAUAUUAGAUCAUUUCAAUUUGAACAAGAUGUAAAGCAGAUGCCAGCAAAUAUUGGUUUAGAUAUAGAGGAAUUGUGGAAGGAUCCAGAUAUUCAAACAAUUUGGGAUAGAAGAUCAGAGUAUUGGUUUUUAGAUGCCACUCCAUAUUACUUUGAAAAUAUUGAAAGAUUUUUAGAUGAAGAUUUUAGACCAACAGAAGAAGAUUGUAUAAUGACCAGAGUUAGAACCACCGGUAUUUCGGUGACAGAGUUUGAUGAUGGACCGGUCCAUUUCAGAGUGGUCGAUGUCGGUGGUCAGAGAAAUGAGAGAAAGAAAUGGAUUCAUUGUUUCGACGAUGUAAAAGCAUUGUUGUUCGUUGUUAAUUUAGCAGGUUACGAUCAAGUUAUGUUUGAAGAUCCAUCACAGAAUAGAAUGCAAGAAUCAUUGACAUUAUUUGGACAGAUCUGUAACAAUCCGAUAUUUGCCGACACUCCAACGUUUUUGAUGUUGAACAAGAAAGAUCUUUUCGAGCAGAUGAUUCAAAAGACCGAUUUGUCAAAGUGCUUCCCAGAGUACAGAGGUGGACCCGACACAAAGGUUGCUCUCGAGUUUAUCAAAUCACAGUUUCAAGCAAAGCUGCAGCCAUCCAACAAGACACUAAACACUCACUACAUCGCUGCACGUUACAAAAAAGAUAUAAAGUUUACAUGGGAUGAAGUUAAAUCCGUACUACUAGAGGAGAACAAAAAGAUAUUAUUAAAAGCAACAAGAGAAAUUAAAAGAAAGAACACUCAAAAAAUAUUGAAUACAUCAGUGGAAUCUGAGAGUGCAAACGGGUGGAAAUCCACUAUUACCAUCCUUCCGGUGACCGGUUUCAAUAGCGAUGAAAUACCCGAUGCCCAAAGAUCGAGAUCGGCAAUCCACGUGAUCGUACCAUACGAUGUAAAGAUACGAUCGUAUUUCUUGGUGGAAUUGGAUUUCGCCGAUUCAGACAUCCACUCUAGAAUAUCGGAUAGUUCAAAACUAGCAUCGAUUCCACUGUCUUUGGAGAGUUGUUUUGCAAAUCUAACUGCUUCCUCGGAAAUAUCUACACCUGUUACAUUUGCACCGAGUCUCGCCAAACACAAUGAAUCUUGUCCUGAAUUACACUGUAGAUGUAGUAAAUCCAAUCCUUUGAUGUCACCAAGCAGAUUCUUCUCUUCAUCAAACAAUGUAUCCCAACCAUCUCUCAGAAGCUUUGCUUGA
Heterostelium album PN500 is the source of this 1539-nucleotide messenger RNA. It is a transcript of the gene gpaH, whose product is annotated as guanine nucleotide-binding protein subunit alpha. Gene Ontology annotation, biological process: adenylate cyclase-modulating G protein-coupled receptor signaling pathway. NCBI's taxonomy places the organism in Eukaryota, Evosea, Eumycetozoa, Acytosteliales, Acytosteliaceae. The record is from RefSeq and is a predicted model, not a curated record. Gene Ontology annotation, molecular function: GTPase activity; guanyl nucleotide binding; G-protein beta/gamma-subunit complex binding. Gene Ontology annotation, cellular component: heterotrimeric G-protein complex. The transcript is spliced from 6 exons. Bases 1 to 1539 code for a protein of 512 amino acids.